This is a messenger RNA of Linum tenue, 1766 nucleotides long. The record is from the annotation of a GenBank genome assembly. NCBI's taxonomy places the organism in Eukaryota, Viridiplantae, Streptophyta, Magnoliopsida, Malpighiales, Linaceae.
AUGUACACUCCAACCUAUCAUCAUCAGAGGAUGGUGAUAUGUGGCCUUGUGCAGAGGACUAGAUCAGCCGCUGAUUUGUUGAAGAAGAGGAUAACGAAUGACUUCGUACUCAAGCCCUAUCCUGACGGUGGUGGUGGUGAUGAUGGACCAGCAGGAGGAAAGGGUCAGAGUUGGUGGAACCGCCAAUGUUCAGGAGGGAAGACGGAGAAGCUCGGCGGCUGCCGAGGAGGGGCGAAAGACCAAAAAUCACAAGAAAAGCCAAUGAGAGGCGCAAGCUAACCAUGGAGCAACAACAACAUGCAUAAUUGACAAUUAAUGCAGAAUCACAAAAAAUGGUUUGGGAGGCUGGUGCCACUGAUAUCAGAAUGCGUCAGCCCAAAUCAGAGGACGAGAACGCAGAGGAAAAACACAGGACCAUUUUGAUAUAGUGGAGUUCGAACAUUGAACUGAAGUGGACAAUCAUUCAUGGUGCUAACUCAGAUUUGCUAUAAUGAUCCAAGUAGACCAAUUGAGCUAAAAUUAUUGGCCUGCUAUUUUCUUUCCAAGACUUUUUAGAGCUAAACUACCUAGCAUCUACCAAGAGUUUCCUAUACUUGGCGAUCCCCUAUUUGUUGCAAGGACUUUGCCAACACACAUACCUUUAGCUUUGGCCAUCAUGAGGGGCUUCAGUUACUGCAAGUGAUAGCCCUGAAGUGUGCUCAGCUGCAGCAUUUUGCUCAUGAAGUCAUCCUUGAGAGUCCAAGGAAAGUAUUUUGCGUUGGAAUAAUGAUCAUAGCACAUGCACAUUCUCUAAACAUAUCCUUCCCGUUAUUUGUUUUUUUUUUCUUCUUAAUCCAUCAGUCCCUUUUGUUUUUGUGAGUUUAUCUUAUGCCAACUGCAGAUUUCGGUAUUGGAAUUAUGACAACCAGAAACUGAUGCAUUCAGGGAAGUCUGUAGAGCAUCCAACAAGUUGAAAGAAAGGGACUCUAACUACCGGAAGAGAGAAAACAAGUGACCAAGGAUUACCAAACAAAAUACGGAGAAACUACAGGCUGCUCAAUGAGGUCAAAUUUGAGGAGGAAAUUGGUGUGCAAGAGGAGACAGGUUGUAGGACUUCUUAGAACAUCUAAAACAUUUCAGGUAGUUUUCUCACUUUAUGUUGACAGAACGUUCUGAACAUGAAAUACUAAUGCAGAAAUUUGUAUCUUCCAAGUUCCAUGGGUCAAUUUUGCAUGAAUGCUCAAGUGAAAACCAAAAAGAGUGGUGGGGAAGGGAAGAUCCAGGUGAAAUUGACUACUCCAGUGAGAAACCAAACCGUCCACUGGAGACAAAUACAAAAGGAAUUUCAUAAUGGAGGGACUUUGACAAUCUCUUUACAAGUUCAGGGAAUCCAAACUUCUUCACCACCAUUGUGUAAAUUGUUACAUUGUAGGUUCAUCCAUUUCCAUCAAACGAAAUUGUCUUUUUUUUCAAAGGAAGUUUCUAUAAAAUGCCUAUCAAGGUUGUCAACCCGCGGUCGACCCACGAGUCGACCCACUUUGACCCUAACCCGGUGAAAAAAACGGGCCGCACGCACCCGUCGGGUCGACCGCUACAAGGUACCGGGUUGAAAGUCAAAUUGUGUCAUUUUUUUUCUUUGGUUUGCGAAAUGCGCCUAUUUUCCGAUUUUUCUUUUCGCCUAACUCAAUCUUUGGAAUCCUAAGUUGAAUAUUUGAAUAUUGAUGUUGUAUAAGUGUGUGUGAAUUUUCACUUUAUGCUGGAUCUAAGUACGAUAUGUUAUUUUGGUG